AUGGUUUGGGGUUGCAAACCUAAGCCAUGCUGGGGGGUUCCGCGUGGUGAGCUUGAGUUCAAGGGUGCUUUCGAUGAUGCUUCUAAUAAUCUUAUUAGAGCCGGAGGGAAGUUUGCUGCGUUGAUUCAACUUUAUGACGGGGCGCUCAAGGGUGCUCGGAGCGGAGUUGAUCAAAUUAAAGCCGAUUUGUUUGAUAACUUUGAUGGUGAUGCGGCUGCAGUUAGGUUUCGAGAAGAAAAGAUUGCUUUUGAAAAGAAGAUAGAAGCUCUCAAAGGUGAGGUUGCGAAGGUGUCUAGCCUUGAGGUUGAAAAUAAUCAGCUUCGGGACAAAAUUACGCAACUGGAGGAUAAAGCCUGUCGGGACAUGGAAAACUCGAUUGCCGAGAUGGCUCGUCUUCGCAAGUCCCGGAAGAAGUGGGCUGAGUUGACGGCUGCUCAAGUGUACGAAUCAAUGCAUAAUUGGUAUACUCCGAGGUUGGACCGUAUAGGUAGAUACGUCAGUCAGCGGGAUGCAGUGGAGAAGGCGGUGAUUAGGAUUCAAGUCGACGAGGCUCUUCUUUCCUAUGUCAGGAAAAUAAAGGGGGUCGAGCAGGACUUUGAUGCGGUGGAGAAGAUGCUUGCGGCCCGGUUGCGGGAGAGUAAGGCCGGGAGAUUUGGUUGA
Messenger RNA from Microthlaspi erraticum, 660 nucleotides. The record is from the annotation of a GenBank genome assembly. NCBI's taxonomy places the organism in Eukaryota, Viridiplantae, Streptophyta, Magnoliopsida, Brassicales, Brassicaceae.